CAAGUACUUGGGAAGUAACGAGUACAGAAGUGUAUGUAAUAUCAAGAUUAUUCUGGUUCUAGUCAUGUUUUCAAGACAAUGGCUUUUGUUCCUACCAAAAAUUUAUCCAAGGAUUAUUUAGGAAACGGACAUUUAUACGUAAGCUGACAUUUCAGCAGCUAACUCUUUAAAAUAGAUAAAAAAUGGAAGGAGGAACGACUGUGUUGACGUGUUGGAUGUUCGCUUGUUUGAUUUUCUGUAUUAAUGGUCUUACACCAGGUUGUGAAUAUGUUCACCUAACUUUGACCUGUUCCGGACCUAACAUGACUGACGUACCGGAAAAUAUCUUUGCAAAUACAACUGAAAUUAAAAUAAAGCAUGCUGAUAUCAAAACACUGAACACUUCAGCUUUCAGUCAAACCAAGAAACUUCAUGGAUUAAUUGUAGAACACAGUGGGGUCACUGACCUAGUGGAUGAAGCUUUCGCUGAACUGAAAUUCUUAGAUAUGAUUUCGCUAAAAGGAAAUAAGCUCAUUACCCUUCAAAAUGGCAUUUUCUCCAAUCUGACUUUACUGAAGGUGCUGCGACUUAGUGAGAAUUCGCUUGUAUCAGUAGAUGGAAUAUUUGACGGUCUUACAAAUUUGGAAAAAUUAAGUCUAAAUGAUAAUCAGAUUGUCACCAUAGCAACGGACACCUUUAGAGACCUCACAAGCCUACAUCACCUAGAACUGAACAACAAUAAAAUUAAAGAAAUUCAGCCAGGAGCAUUUGAGAACAUGAAAAUGCUGAUGCUUCUGGGACUAGGAGAUAAUCCUAUAAGAUCUGUUGACAAUAUCUUCCCCAGUGAUAUGAUGCUGCAGUAUCUAAACCAAACAGCUUGCGAACUUUCAACAUUUCCGAGUGACCUUCCAUCAUCACUGAAAUAUCUUAAACUCACGAAAAACAAGAUCAGACGAAUUUCGAAAUCAGACACGCAGAGAUAUUCAGACCUAAAUGCACUGAUUUUAGAGGACAAUGGUUUGGAGUACAUUGAACCUGGGUCAUUUUCUUCAAUGACUUCUCUCACAGACAUUUUCCUUUUUGUGAACUAUCUAGAACAUAUUCCUGGUCCGUUCCCAGCCAGCAUCAAGAGCAUACACCUUGAUAACAACCGGAUUGAAUCGAUUCCUCCUGACAUCUUCCAAAAUGGAACUAAACUUAAUAUUCUCUCACUUCGUAUAAAUAACAUUACUUCUAUUCACACAAAUGCCUUCCAAAAUAUAGAAUCAAUUCAAGAAUUACAUCUCGAAAGGAACACGCUAUCUAUUUUACAUGAUGAAACAUUCAAAUUCGCUUUGAGACUGAAGUAUCUAAAUUUAAACCAUCUGACACUGACAGCGGUUUACCCCGACUGUUUUUCCAAUCUGAACUCUUUGACUAAACUAGAAAUGUCAUUUGUGCGCGUCUCAAAGGAUCAAGUGUAUGGAAAUAUAUUCCGAAAUUUGCCGAUGCUUGAAGAACUGCAGCUACAGGAGAGUCCAACACUGGCUGAAAUUUUUAUCACCAAUCUUAUCAUAGAAAGGAAAAAGGUGAAAACUAUUACACAGUUGAACCUUGAAGAUAAUGGACUGGAAACAUUAAGUUCUGAUGUACAAAAGUACUUACCUAACAUACAGAAGCUUUCAUUACGAGGAAACAAUUUUCACUGCAAUGCUAAUAUACUAUGGCUGCGAAUCUGGCAUAAUAUUGAACCAGACAAACUUCACAAAUUCGAUCAAGUUCGCUGCUAUCUACCGCGACAUCUUCAAGGUCAACGAAUUGAAGAUGUCCAAAUUGGGCAGUUUAACGAUCAGACCAGUUCUGAAAAUGACAACCUUGACACCGUUUCUCAUCCUUACCACAUUCCUACUGACGAUCCAUUCCAAACGACAACUGAACAAGCGUACUACUUUCAUUAUCCAGAUUACGACUAUGAAUAUCUUUAUCAGUACGACUACUCAAAUGGCUCUACCGUACAGAGUAUUUCAAAUCAUCCGAUCCCGGCACUAACUUUCCAAACAACAACACCCUUGUCCGAGGACGACAGAAAAACAGUAAAUUCAAAUAACACUGUUGAGACAUACAACCAUUCAAAUAACUCUACAAUAAAAAGUAUUUCAAAUCAUUCAAGACAGGCAACAAUUUUCAAAACAGCAACACCCUUGUCUGAUGAUGGAAAACAAACAGAAAAUCCCAACAUCAAAAACCAUGAUAUAGGACACACAGGUAAACCACCAGCUCAAAACAAUGGAGGAAAUUCAUCCAGUUUGAAAACAGUCGGGAUAGCAUUUGGUAUGGCGUUUGGUGUAAUCAUAGUGAUGCUCUUUGGUGCUUUACUUGUAUACAAACUGUGGCAAAGGAAACGUAAUGCUGCUAUGAAAACUGGGCGACAUCAAAACGGAGGGCAGGAUUAUGUUUUUGUUGCUGCGCAGACAGACAGACGUGACAAACCAGAACCUAAAGUUCACAGGAAACUGUCACGGGCAGAGAGGGGAUCGACGACAUCACAUGCCAGUGAGGACAUAACAAAUUCUGAUACAGACAUGAAGGUCUACAUAAUGGAUAUAGAUGCAUAAGAUAUGCUUGACUUAAUGUGAAAUACGUUUUUACAAGUACAGCAGUACUGAAAGGCUGGCAUGAUUUGAAUAAGGCUGAAGAUAUCACUUAAACAAGAAAACAAAUGAUAUGACAACUGAAUGUGAAAGGCAGGUCCACAGUAUUUGAAAAUAUACAAAGUUUUCUUUAUGAAACUAAUGUGAACAUAGGCCGAUGUUUUAGGGUGGAAUGAAGCCGAUAAAAGUUUUUCAGCAAAAGUUAUAUCUAUAAAAAUAAAUGUCUAUAGUUAUUAUAUAUAUUCAAAAUAAAACACAAAGUUGUUAAAUUAUCAAAGUGAAAUAAUUUUGACCAGAGUGCAGUUUGAAAUACAAACAAUAUUCCUAGUGGGUGUUGCUUGUUGUGGGACAGAUAAAUUAUCUCAAAGAAAAGACCAAUCACUACUGUGUGACUGUUUACAAAUCAGGUAGCACGUCAUAUUCUCUGGCAUCCUAAUUUUACAGUGUUUCUCUCAACAUGUGAAAUGGAAAAUUCAGUUUCUUUUAGUUGAUAUAAAAUGCGUUGCCAAAACUGGAAUUGCAAGACUAUAACUUUACAGCGAAAACUUUUCAGACUAUGUGACCUUAAAAAAUACUGUGAAUGAAAGUUAUCCGAUUAACAUCUGAAAUGCAGAGUAAUUUUGAAUAUGUGAUUUUCAACGCAUUUAUAAACCUUUUUAUUUAAUUACAAAUGUAUUUUUCCUUUAAUCAUAAUGUAAUUAUAAUACACCUGGAAAAGAUUUACUGGAACAGAAACAUUUAUCCUGUUCUUGGACCAAUAUGCAUAUGAAUACUGAUGUACAAAGUAGAACUAAGAGGUGCAUGCUCUUUUGAUUUUGUGUUUUUUGUUUCAGGAGUACGUUUGGUCAUAUUGAUCUCUAAAAUACAAGUCCGUCGAGACUAACCAGACUAUAAAUCCGGAAGUUGUGUACAUAAUUAUUGCAUAUAGAGAUUUUAUAACAUUCAACAUGUUGGAAGUAUAUCUAUGUUACAUGUAUAUAUAAUUAGCAUAAUUUUUUUUAUGUGUGAAAAAUCCAUGUGAACUAGGAAAACUGACAAACAUUAUUUUAUGUUGUCCCUUUUUUCUUGUAAAUACUAAUGAUUUAACAUUUUUGUACAUUUUGUGGAGUUGCAGUGUCUAUUUACUGUUAAGAAUGCAUUUAAAUCUGCCUUAGCAGCCACCUACAUUAACCAGCCACUUGCCUUAAACAGUCAGUCGGCUUACUUCACAUCAGUCUUUACUUUUUGUUUUAAUUUCAAAUUCUCUUAAGCUGCUAUCUGCCUUUAGCAGCCAAAUUAUGUCAUUCCCUCCGCAGGCUGCUUAAUGCAGGUUUGGCUGUACAUUUUUUGUACAUGUAAUAUAAGAACAAUGUUUUUUAUUUCAUCACAGGAAUAUAAAUAUAUAAUUUGUAUUUUUGGAUAUCUUUUUAGAUACAUAUGACACAUUUAUUUUAACUAACAAUUUGUGAAAUCAUUAAUAUUUGUGUGGGACUAAUUUUCAUGGAUUUCAUGGUUCAGUCAGUUCACGAAAUUAAAUUCCAACCAACAACUAAAAAAGUACUUGUUUAUAUGAUCUAUGAAAGUUUAAAUGCACAAUAUUCCUUUCCCAACAAAAUAUCUGUUUUGACCAAAACCACGAAAUAUCAUGCCAACAAUAUUAAUUGAUUUCACAGUAUUUUAAUUUCUUUGAUCAUAUAUGUAUGUAUAAUCUUCUAGUAUGUAAAAUAAAGAAGACAAUUUCUAA
Molecule: messenger RNA, 4332 nt
Organism: Mercenaria mercenaria
Lineage: Eukaryota; Metazoa; Mollusca; Bivalvia; Venerida; Veneridae
Product: podocan-like
Exons: 1
Coding region: 183-2573 (796 amino acids)
Cellular component (GO): extracellular matrix
Molecular function (GO): protein binding
Source: RefSeq, a predicted model, not a curated record